Molecule: messenger RNA, 969 nt
Organism: Hypoxylon trugodes
Lineage: Eukaryota; Fungi; Ascomycota; Sordariomycetes; Xylariales; Hypoxylaceae
Product: vacuolar ATPase
Exons: 5
Coding region: 293-640 (115 amino acids)
Biological process (GO): proton transmembrane transport
Cellular component (GO): vacuolar proton-transporting V-type ATPase complex
Molecular function (GO): proton-transporting ATPase activity, rotational mechanism
Source: RefSeq, a predicted model, not a curated record
UAGCUCCACUGGAGCUUCAUUGAGUUUGGUGCUACAGCGCCCCAUCUUUGCUAAACAGUCCCCCCGGCUUUGGCCUGUGACCUUCGUCAGUGAUCAUUAAUUGAUCCUACUUACAAACUUCAUUCGCCGAGCUUUCAACACUACAAUCACUUACCUACCUACGCAUCUUAUAACCUAUCACGACCACUCUUCGUUGCGAUACUAUAUAUCAGUCGGCAAACUCGAAACUAUCUUGCCUUUGCUUUCGUCUAAACCCGCCUUUACGUAACUCGAUCCUCUGCAACAUAACAGGAUGUCGGCCCAGAACUCGGCAGGCAUCCAGACCCUUCUCGAUGCCGAGAGGGAAGCUUCCAAAAUCGUCCAAAAAGCCCGAGAAUUCCGAACCAAGAGAGUACGAGAGGCGCGAGAUGAAGCCAAGAAGGAGAUAGAAGCCUACCGUCGAGCGAAGGACGAAGAAUUUAAGAAGUUCGAGGCCGAGCACACGCAAGGCAACAAGCAAGCCGAAGACGAAGCCAACCGUGACGCCGACGCUAAAAUCCAGGAGAUCCAAGCCGCCGGCAAGAAGAACCAGGCCAAAGUCGUCGAGGAUCUGCUCAAGGCUGUAUUCGAAGUGAAGCCCGUCCCACCAUCCAAGUCGUAAAUUGGUAUUAUGUCUAGCUAGUCAAGGGAAUGGAGACCCUACGUUGAGAAAAUACGAUAUCAGAGAUAAGGCAGCAUGCUAUACACAAUGAACGGAUAGGUGCUCGCUUGCGUGUGUACGUACGUGUUUGGGGGUUGAGGCCGUUGUUGCAUAUAUUACGCGACUGGUGUUCUUGAAGGGGGGGAACCUCGAAUAAAGAAAGGUCGGUGUCACUAGCUUCAAGAGGCUUGUCUGUGUUCAUAGAGGAAAGGUUCGAGGAAACCGUGCUUAGAAGCCGGUUUGAUUUGCAUUAUUUAUGACUGUUAUUACAUCAUACUACCACACGACCA